AUGGACCAGCCCAACAGCAUCUGCUGGCCAGAGACCAGUAUGGUCCACCAAAACAGCUGCUGCCCUGAUCACAGCCUGGACCACCCCAAAGGCUGCUGCCCUGAGACUAGUGUGGACCACCCUGAAGGCUGCGGCCCUGAGACUAGUGUGGACCACCCUGAAGGCUGCGGCCCUGAGACCAGUGUUGACCACCCAAAAGGCUGCGGCCCUGAGACUAGUGUGGACCACCCAAAAGGCUGCGGCCCUGAGACUAGUGUGGACCACCCAAAAGGCUGCAGCCCUGAGACUAGUGUGGACCACCCAAAGGCUGCGGCCCUGAGACUAGUGUGGACCACCCAAAAGGCUGCGGCCCUGAGACUAGACUGCUGCUUUGAGUGCAGUGUGGACCACCCCAAUGACAGCUGCUGCUCUGAGUGCAGUGUGGACCACCCCAAUGACAGCUGCUGCUCUGAGUGCAGUGUGGACCACCCCAAUGACAGCUGCUGCUCUGAGUGCAGUGUGGACCACCCCAAUGACAGCUGCUGCUCUGAGUGCAGUGUGGACCACCCCAAUGACAGCUGCUGCUCUGAGUGCAGUGUGGACCACCCCAAAGGCAGCUGUUGCUGUGAGUGCAGUGUGGACCACCCCAAAGGCAGCUGCUGCUCUGAGACAUAA
Messenger RNA from Gadus chalcogrammus (walleye pollock), 654 nucleotides. Its product is annotated as keratin-associated protein 5-1-like. The coding region runs from base 1 to 654 and encodes 217 amino acids. The record is from RefSeq and is a predicted model, not a curated record. Lineage: Eukaryota; Metazoa; Chordata; Actinopteri; Gadiformes; Gadidae. The transcript is spliced from 2 exons.